This is a messenger RNA of Chanos chanos (milkfish), 708 nucleotides long. RefSeq names its product monocyte to macrophage differentiation factor 2. Gene Ontology annotation, cellular component: membrane. The record is from RefSeq and is a predicted model, not a curated record. Bases 1 to 708 code for a protein of 235 amino acids. NCBI's taxonomy places the organism in Eukaryota, Metazoa, Chordata, Actinopteri, Gonorynchiformes, Chanidae. Gene Ontology annotation, molecular function: pore-forming activity. The transcript is spliced from 7 exons.
AUGAAUCUUGUAAGAUUUAUGAACAACAGAGCUCCAUCUAACAAAAGAUACCAGCCCACUGAGUACGAGCAUGCUGCUAACUGUGCCACACAUGCGCUCUGGAUCAUUCCCAGUAUUCUUGGUGGAGUGUUGCUGUACUUCCUGUCUGAUAACCAAUGGGAAGAAGUAUCGGCAUGGCUCUAUGGGGCGGGGCUUUCGAGCCUCUUUAUCAUAUCCACAGUUUUCCACACCAUUGCCUGGAAGAAGAGUCAUCUACGGUCAGUUGAGCAGUGUUUCCACAUGUGUGAUAGGAUGGUAAUCUACUUCUUCAUUGCUGCAUCCUAUGCACCAUGGCUGAUUUUGCGUGAGCUGGGUCCCUGGGCCGCUCAUAUGCGCUGGGUAGUCUGGGUCAUGGCUUCAUGUGGAACCACAUAUGUUUUCUUCUUCCAUGAGAGAUAUAAGAUGGUGGAGUUGGUCUGUUACACAGUAAUGGGACUUUUUCCCGCCCUAGUCAUCCUCUCAAUGACGGACAGGUCAGGUUUAUAUGAAUUGCUGGUCGGAGGCGUGUUUUACAUGCUUGGAAUGAUUUUCUUCAAGAGUGACGGGAUCGUUCCGUUUGCUCAUGCUAUCUGGCAUCUGUUUGUUGCCGUGGGAGCAGGCGUCCAUUACUACGCCAUUUGGAAGUACCUGUAUUCACCUGACAAUCAACAGACCAGUACUGCCCGGUGA